AGGCCAUGGCCGGACGCCAAAGGGAGAAGGGGGUCACGGAUGAAGUCCAUCAGAACGAGAUUUUGCGGGAACUGUACCUCAAAGAGCUGCGCACCCAGAAACUCUACACGCAGUAUCACGUGAAUCCCCUGCGCAAGGUUCACACGAUAACCAGAAAGCCGAUGUCUUGGCAUGAUAACCUGGAGGAACCUGCAGAUGCCAGGUUUCUGAAUCUCAUUCACCAUGCUAUCCAGGGACCAAAGAUGAAGUACCCAGAGACACAGACUGAAAACCAGGAGAUUGGAUGGGACCCUGAGCCCUUGGUCAACCCAGAACGCCAUGACCACAGGCUGAACCACUUCAGGGUCUACAAGGACAUCACUCUGUAUAAGGCUAAAAUGUGGAGCCUGGGAGAAGAUGAUCGCCACAAAUAGCAUCCCAGUGGUGCCGUCAGUCCCUGUAUUUGAUGCCUAAAGUGUGUACUGCACAGAAAAAUAAACAUUACUUUCUAAC
This is a messenger RNA of Propithecus coquereli (Coquerel's sifaka), 492 nucleotides long. RefSeq names its product family with sequence similarity 183, member A (gene CFAP144). The record is from RefSeq and is a predicted model, not a curated record. Gene Ontology annotation, cellular component: ciliary base. The coding region runs from base 6 to 413 and encodes 135 amino acids. NCBI's taxonomy places the organism in Eukaryota, Metazoa, Chordata, Mammalia, Primates, Indriidae. The transcript is spliced from 4 exons.